This is a messenger RNA of Penicillium cinerascens, 818 nucleotides long. RefSeq lists its product as uncharacterized. Gene Ontology annotation, biological process: attachment of spindle microtubules to kinetochore. NCBI's taxonomy places the organism in Eukaryota, Fungi, Ascomycota, Eurotiomycetes, Eurotiales, Aspergillaceae. The coding region runs from base 81 to 818 and encodes 245 amino acids. The record is from RefSeq and is a predicted model, not a curated record. Gene Ontology annotation, cellular component: DASH complex; spindle microtubule. The transcript has 3 exons.
CUGAGGCAUGCCACGGCAGCUCCUCAACCCAAACAAAAGCCGCGGAUUGUUCGCCGCUGCAUCAACAUCGCACCGCAACCAUGCCACUUCUCGAGUCGCACCUGGAGCAAAUUGCUCUCUCUUCAAAUGCCAUUGCCGACCUCCCAUUCCCUCCACCCCGCAUCUUUACAAACGCGUUGCUAGGCUCACACGAUAUUACAGCCUUGAUCAGAGAUACGGAGGUCCAUGAACGAGCCCUGUUCCAAGUUGAUCCAUCUGCCAAGGCUCAUGGGCCACAAAAGCGUGCCACCAGACGCGGAACUACCUUCUCCGCCGAGUCCGAGUCCGAGUCAAUGGCCAGUCGAAUAUACUCCGCCCGGAACAACCGCAAUCAGUCGGCCGUGGCCCGAGUCUUGGGCUCGGACAUGAUGGAAGAGAUCAAACGGUCCGCCGGCACAUCUUCCCGAGGGCGUGGAGAAGUUAACGUUGAGGUUCUACUCCACGGAGCCGAGAUUUUAUGCAAUGUCUAUCCCGUUGCUGGUGCACAAGAAAAGAUUGCCAGUCUACGCUAUCGCCACGAGAUGAUUGCCGAAUCCAUUGCUCAACUGGAAGAUCGUGUUGCUACAAAUACGGCGGAACUGGACUCUAUGCGACGCUCGUACGAUGAUGACGAGGAUGACUUUUCCCCUAUACCCGAGGCACAGCCAGAUACCCUGGAUGUUACAGAUGAAGAUAUCGAGCGCGAAUUGGCUGAAAUUCACGACUUGGAGAAAAGGAAACGCACCUUGGAGGAGCGAGUCACUGGCAUGGAGCGAGACCUGGGCGGUUUAAUGGGUUGA